This is a messenger RNA of Moneuplotes crassus, 382 nucleotides long. NCBI's taxonomy places the organism in Eukaryota, Ciliophora, Spirotrichea, Euplotida, Euplotidae. The record is from the annotation of a GenBank genome assembly.
AAUAUCAAAACACCUAAGAUGGGUUGUUGGUGCUCACACUAUAAAGAAGACGAAGAACUAGUGAAUAUGGCUGCAGCCUUCGGGGGUGGUAAGAAGCACAGAGAGGUAUUAGAGAAAAGAGCGAAGCUGCCUAAGGAAGAAAGGGAAAAGGAGGAGAAGAAGGAGAAGGAAGAUAAGGAAAAGAUGAGAGUCCUCAUUGACGGCUGAGGAAUUCGUGUUGAAGAUAUUGAGAAGAUAGCGAAACAAGAGACAAGCACGAUUUCUUAAUUUAAUUGAGUGAUUUUGACAGCUUUUACUUGAAAAUUCAGUUUUAAAUGUCUCAAGAUGACGGUUAAAAGCUACAUUAUUCUUCUUCUACUACUCAUUAUCCGAGCCGAAUAUU